AUGAAAAGCAAAAUCGUCCACACAGAUAAGAAACGUUUGUGUAAUGGAAAACUGUGUUCGAGCAAAGCUGUACCAACUUCGUCGGAAGUUCGUGUUUGCUUAGGCUCGUCUCUGGCGAAAGCAUUUUUCGAAUAUAGUCACGACGAUACGAAAAACCUGUUGAAUUUAGUAGCGUCGGAAAAAACACCGAAGCCCUGUUUUACGAUUCCAAUCGAUGAUCAUUUACACGAGGACGUUGCGUCGCCGACCAACGACGAUGUCAUUAAAGCGAACGCCCAUGAGAAUAUAUUGGAAAUAGGCGAAGACCUGUUAGAAUGCUUUCGGAAGAAGAUCGAAGAAGAUUUACGAACGAAAAUAGAAAGACAGUCGCAAGAGAAGUUUCAUGUGUAUCAGGCGAAAAAAAGGAGGGAAGCCGAGCUAAAAACGCGGGAGUUGCACGCGAAAUAUGAGAAUUACAUUAAAACCGUUCAGGACGAGUUACAGGAACAGCUGGAGGCAGAAUGGGCAAACGCUGCUGAGGAAUGUGCCAAGAAUACUCAGAAAGCAGUUGUGCAGGAACGAAUGAACGUGACCCAUGAUAUGAUGCAAAAGAUGAGAACCGAAAUAGCUUAUGUCGUACAGUCCUUAUACAGAGAGUUCGAGGAUACUUUUCGAGCUCAAAGAGAGAACAUAAUCGCUGAUUUCAAUGGAAUUAUGAGGGAAACGCAUGUAAAAUUAAACGCAGAGAAAAGAGAAUUCGAGUCGAAAGUGGGCAGAGAUUUGUACGUUCAGAAACACCAGCUUCAAAUGCAAAGUACCGUAGAUAUAAUCAAUACCCUCUGUUUGGAACGAUUACGAUUUUGUAAAGAAAAACAUACCAUACACGAACAUUUUCAGAAACAAAUAGCCGGCUUUCACGAAUUGAUCGCUCAACUGAAGGAUGUUAUAUGCCUGAUGAGGCAGGAGAUUAUUAAUUGUUACGUUGAGAAAAAGUCGUUGGAAGAACAACUUUGCGAUGUCGUUAAACAGUUUCAGAAGUUCAUCAAUUUUAUAUUUCACGCUGUACCGGGACAAGCGGAAUAUUUGUUGCCAUUAGAAUUUCAACGAUCGAUAGUCUCAGACAAAAAUAAAGAAGAAAAGAAUAGCAAUAGGUCUUAAAGACCUAUCUAGAUAAAUAAUUGAUGGAAAUUGACUGGUUACCUCGUGACUUCCGCGCAGAAAUUAGAAACUAGAUUUGGAAUCUGACGACAAUAAAAAGUGGGCUGCUGGUAUUACGUUUCGCUAAAGCACAGUGAGUAUUUAUUUAAACACUUAAAACAAAAUUUUGCGCGAUAAUAAAAUUAAAAAAAUGACUGCAAACGCGCAAACGUUUGCUGAACACCGGAUAUGAUUCUUUGAACGUAUGUUUAUUUGGAACAUGUGAAUUUUAUACGUAUUUACCUGUAUAUCGUAUGUGCACAGAUAUACCGUAUUAUAAUCUGAAUGAUUCAGACUGAAUCUAGCUGGCCAAUUUCACGAAAAAAUUUCUUUAAGAAUGGUACAAAUCUGGCGACAUAGAAAUAAUUUUGAAUGCCCUUUUAGAAAAUAGUACGUACAUUGUCGUAACGUGUAUAUGAAAAAAAUAUUUCUACAAAAGUGUUUACAUCGUAUACACUUUUUACGUGCUUAAAGGCCACCGACGUAUUUUGUAUAGUAUCAAACAAUGACGUAUCGAUGAGUUGUAUUACGGUGCCGUAACAAUAAAUAAAUAUGGCGUGAAAUAUGAGUUCUCACGUGAUAUUACUUCCUCUUAAAGUCAACAUCAAAUGACCCAGUAAUCACAGCCAUAGGAAGCAAUAUUGUGGUACAUCAUAAUGUGUAGAUGCAAUGUUGUUUAUAUUACAAACUGACUAAGGAGCAAUUAUUAAUUUGUACUUGGAUAAUCAAGACGAAUUGUGCUUAUAACACAAUAACAUUGCCGUUUCCUUCCUAGUCUGUUCUUUCAUACUGUACAUACUCAAGUAACAUUAACUUAUCUAUAUUGCUCUACAAAAAUAAUUACUUUACACCGUUCGCAGUUGAUCUAGACUGCUACUAUAGUAAACAAUUUCUCCUUCGCAUAAAUCUAAACAUUUUCCUUCUCACGCAAAACUUAUCUAGAGGUUCGUUUCGAAAUCCGAUGUAUUACCUUAGUAAACUUACGUUUUUCUCUAAACUUAGAACGUGCGCUAUAUUUUAUAUAAAUAUCAAAUACUAAAAUUUUACAUUUUUAUUCGAAGCAAAUGAGAAUUUUUUUUUUAAAUGUGAAUCCGUAAGUCAGAGAUUAUCUUUCAAUUGUGCUGACUUAAUUAUGCUAUGUACAAGUUAUCGUUAAAUUUUUCCAUGCAUCCCACUGUUUUCUUUUAAACCUAAGCAUAUGGUACAAUGUUGAAUAUAUAUAAUCUAGUUUAUUAUUUAAGCAGAGCAUGUCUAUCAAACCUAACGUUUUCAAACAAAUGCUCGUAUUAGUUUUUUUUCAUUUGUAACUUGUUAGAUAUAACUUUGCUGUACUGAAGUGAAAUACUCUUAACAGUUCUCUUUUUGUACAAAAUACGUAUAUAUUUAUUUGAUUCAAAAUUAAAUACGACUCACCCUAAUGGACAAUUAUUGUUACGUUUCGAUAUUUUUGUAUACAUUAAAUAAUUUAUGAGUGUCAGAGAUAGGUUCACACAAAUAGGCUAACAUAUAAGUUACUUUAUAACAAAAAUACAUAAUUUUUUCAUAAAUAAAUUGAAUGUGAUUUACAAAUAAUUUUGUGGUGUUUUUGUUAUGUAUUGUAGUCAUAAAGUAAUAAAUUUCAACGUGUUGGACAACAGUUGGCAAUACUAGUAUCAAUGAAUAUUUCUCCUUCGGAGUAUUAUAGCUAAUUGUUGAUUUCAAUUUUGUUGCUUCUUCCAAAGUAAUGUAU
Messenger RNA from Hylaeus volcanicus, 2905 nucleotides. RefSeq lists its product as uncharacterized. The transcript has 7 exons. The record is from RefSeq and is a predicted model, not a curated record. NCBI's taxonomy places the organism in Eukaryota, Metazoa, Arthropoda, Insecta, Hymenoptera, Colletidae. Bases 1 to 1137 code for a protein of 378 amino acids.